Prunus mume (Japanese apricot) is the source of this 1482-nucleotide messenger RNA. The record is from RefSeq and is a predicted model, not a curated record. NCBI's taxonomy places the organism in Eukaryota, Viridiplantae, Streptophyta, Magnoliopsida, Rosales, Rosaceae.
AUGGAUGCCAGGAAAGCCCAUAAAGCCUCCUCUUCAUCCUCACCAUCCUCUUCAUCAAAACGUUGGGAGUACCAAGUGUUCUUGAGCUUCAGAGGUGAAGACACACGCAAGGGCUUCACAGGCCACCUCCACGCCGCAUUAUCUAAUGCCGGAAUCCGCUCCUUUCUUGACGACAACGAGCUAGAAAGAGCGGAAUUUAUAAAAACCCAACUGGAGCAGGCAAUCGACAAAUCCAUGAUCUCCAUAAUUGUCUUCUCCCAGCGUUAUGCCGAUUCCAGUUGGUGUCUUGACGAGCUGGUGAAGAUCAUGGAGUGUAGAGAACGAUUGGGGCAACAGGUAAUUCCAUUGUUCUAUAAUGUUGAGGCUUCAGAUGUCCGGAAACAGACUAGUAGUUUUGCAGAAGCUUUUGAGAAACAUGAAGCGGGCAAACAUGAGAAAGAAAAGGUACAGCGAUGGAGGAAUGCUCUCAGUCAAGCAGCAGAUUUGUGUGGGGAAGAUCUUAAAAAUGCUGACAAUGGGCAUGAAGCAAAGUUUAUCGAGAAAAUUCUUGGGGUGGUUAAUAAAUUGGUGAACAGAAAACACCAAUUAUACAUCGAACACCUUGUUGGAAUUACUUCUCGGAUGAAGGUUUUGAGUAAUCACUUGGAUAUCAAAAAUUCAGGUUCUAAGGAUGUUGUUCGCAUGCUUGGUAUUUUGGGGAUGGGCGGCAUUGGAAAAACAACGCUUGCCAAAGCCAUUUAUAACAAAUUUGUAGGUAGCUUUGAAGGUGGGAGUUUCCUUGCAAACGUGAGGGAAGUCCAACGCAGUAAUGGUCUGGUUGGUUUGCAAAAACAACUUCUGAAUGAUAUCUUGAAAAGCGAGGGCAUAAUGGUUGGUUCUGUUGAUGAAGGGAUCACUGUGAUACAAGAAAGACUUUGCUGUAAAAGAGCACUUGUCAUAAUUGACGAUGCAGAUGAUCUACAGCAACUAAAAGCAAUAGCUGGAGCUCGUGAUUGGUUUGGUCCUGGAAGUAGAAUUGUCAUUACAACAAGAAAUAAACAUUUGCUAGAGCAAGUUGGAGUGGAUAGCACAUAUAUGGCUGAAGAAAUGGAUAAGGAAGAAGCUCUAGAGCUCUUUAGUUGGCAUGCCUUCGGAAGUGGCUAUCCUAAUCAAGAAUAUCUUGACCUCUCAAAACGUGUAAUUUGUUACUGUCAAGGCUUGCCACUAGCACUUCGAGUUGUUGGAUCUUUUCUGAUUAAAAGAUCCAUAGCGGAGUGGGAAAGCCAUUUGGAGAAAUUGCAAAUAAGUCCUGAUGGAGAUAUUCAAAAAAUAUUCAAAAUAAGCUAUGACGGGCUACCUGAUCAUGCAACGAGAAAGAUAUUCCUUGAUAUAUCUUGUUUCUUUAUAGGAAUGGACAAGGACUAUGUAACACAAAUAUUAGACGGAUGUGGCUUCUUUGCAGUGAGAGGGAGUAGUGUCCUCAUUUUGAACGGUGCCUUGUAA